GUCGCGGUCUCCUCUUCAUCCUCCUCCGACACUCCCAAAUAUGUCGUUGCCCACCACAUGGUGGGCAACACCUUCCCGUAUACUGUCGACAACUGGGUCGCAGACAUCGAACUCGCAUCUCGCUCCGGUAUCGAUGCCUUCGCUCUCAACAUCGGCUCGGACUCAUGGCAACCCGGGCACGUCGCCGACGCCUACUCGGCAGCCCAAAAGGCCAACACCACCGAACCCUUCAAACUCUUCAUCUCCUUCGACAUGUCCGUCUUGCCGUGCUCAUCUGCGGAUGACGCGGCGACGUUAAGGCAAUACAUUACCACUUACGCGACCCAUCCGAACCAGUUGACGUACGGUAAUCCGCCGAGGGUGUUUGCCAGCACGUUCGCGGGAGAGAGCUGCACGUUCGGCCAGGGAAGCGUGGCGGAUGGGUGGAAGUCACAGUUCACGAGGCAUCCCGACCUGACCGGCCAGAACGCCGUGUACUUUGUUCCGAGCUUCUUCGUCGACCCUGCGACCUUCUCUACCUACGCCGAUGUCAUGGACGGCGACUUCAACUUCAACUCCGGUUGGCCGAUCAGCCUCACGGAUGACACCGCGAACUCUGCCUUGUCUUCGGUCGGCGCAUCGCUCUCAUCACUCGUCAGCGGCGUGGCGAGCGUUGCCACGAACGUCCUCUCCAAGUUCAUCGGGGCAACGGACACAGACACACAGCACCUUAAUGCGUUAGGUACAAUGCCCACUCCGAUUGAUGCUUCGGGUCAGCGCGCAUAUAUGGCAGCUGUGAGCCCCUGGUUCUUCACGCAUUACAGCCCACAAACGUUCAAUAAAAACUUCAUCUACCUCGCCGACUCGCACCUGUACCCUACUCGCUGGGAGAACAUCAUCAAGGAGCGGGACAACAUCGCCCUCGCAGAGGUCGUCACCUGGAACGACUACGGCGAAUCACACUAUCUCGGCCCGAUCGAGGGCGCGCAGCCCAACUCGCAAGCUUGGGUUGACGGCCUGAACCACACAGGCUGGCUCGACAUGACCUCCUAUUACUCCACCGCCUUCAAGACGGGCUCCUACCCCGCCAUCACGGAGGACAAGCUCUACAUGUGGGCGCGCACGCACCCCGCGAACGCCGACGCGCCCGAUCCGGUCGGCAAGCCGUCCAACUUCGCGCUGACCCAGGACACGCUAUGGGCUGUGGUGAUGAUGAGCGCGCCGGGUACGGUCACGCUCGACACCAGCUCGGACGGGAGCGGUGUUAAGAGCUUCGACGUCCCCGCGGGCGUGAGCAAGCUGAGCGUGCCGCUCACAGUUGGCGGAGGGAUGCACGGCACGAUCCAGAGGGCCGGCCAGACCGUCGUCGACGUGAAGCCCGACGGAUACACCUUCCAGCAGAAUAUACAAACAUACAACUACAACGCCUUCGUUAUUCGCAACGCCUGA
Punctularia strigosozonata HHB-11173 SS5 is the source of this 1428-nucleotide messenger RNA. RefSeq names its product glycoside hydrolase. NCBI's taxonomy places the organism in Eukaryota, Fungi, Basidiomycota, Agaricomycetes, Corticiales, Punctulariaceae. Gene Ontology annotation, molecular function: glucan endo-1,3-alpha-glucosidase activity. The record is from RefSeq and is a predicted model, not a curated record. Bases 58 to 1428 code for a protein of 456 amino acids. The transcript has 4 exons.